Molecule: messenger RNA, 818 nt
Organism: Vigna angularis (adzuki bean)
Lineage: Eukaryota; Viridiplantae; Streptophyta; Magnoliopsida; Fabales; Fabaceae
Product: L-type lectin-domain containing receptor kinase VIII.2-like
Exons: 2
Coding region: 264-818 (184 amino acids)
Molecular function (GO): carbohydrate binding
Source: RefSeq, a predicted model, not a curated record
UAUGUUUUGAAAAGGGUUCUCUUCAAAUCCCAGAUGAGUCACAAUACGCAGACAUAAGACACCAAGCUGGUAGAGGGAUCUAUUCCUUCCCAAUUCGCCUGCUAGAUCCAACCACCAAGACCCCAGCUUCCUUUCAAACAACUUUCUCUUUUCAACUCAACAAUUCCACUGCCUCUGAGCAAGCUGCAUAUGGGGGUAGUGGCCUCACUUUCAUCAUUGUCCCUGAUGAGUUCACUGUGGGAAGGCCCGGGCCAUGGCUUGGCAUGCUCAAUGAUGCUUGUGAAAAUGACUACAAGGCAGUGGCCGUGGAGUUUGACACAAGACAGAACCCAGAGUUUGGAGAUCCUAAUGACAACCAUGUUGGCAUCAACUUAGGUACCAUAGUAUCUUCCAAAGUUAUCAAUGUUUCUGACGUUGGUGUUUCCCUUAAGGAUGGUUUUGUUCACCGCGCUUGGAUCACCUAUGAUGGUCCUCAGAGGAGAAUGGACAUUCGUCUUCGAAGAGCCAAUGAAGAGGAUUAUCCUUCCACUCCUAUCUUCUCAGAAUCUGUGGAUCUCUCUCCUUAUUUAAACGAGUACAUGUUUGUGGGGUUCUCAGCUUCCACUGGUAACCAUACACAAAUCCACAACAUACUCUCUUGGAACUUCACUUCUGUAAGCCAAGCUUUUCUACGCUUCCCUUCAUUUGAAACCUGCCAGGGUAAGAUCUUACUGGAGUUGAAAUCACACCAGACCCUGUUGUUCGUGCUAGGCCUGUCCGAUUUUGGCCAAUCCAAACCUAGAGGUGACAUGGCCAAGAGCCUCAAACUCAGCGAGUGA